AUGUACGACACUUUGGUCUUAUAUUUGGCCGUUUUUCCAGAAAACGAAGUUGUCAGGAAAGAUGUGAGUUGAGAAAAUUCCGAAAAGAUCAAAAAUAAAUAAUCUCAGCCCUCUGUCGACCCUCGUUGGGAAUCUUGGCCUGUCCUGCCGCCUUCGGCAAUUUUGAGCCAAUGGGCCAUCGCCAACAUCAAAAGACUGUUGGAUUUGAUACAUCGAGUGGAUAUGAAGUGAGUUUUGGAAGGUGCGCAGCGAAUUUUGGUGGAUACGGAGCAAAAAAAGCAAAGAUAUUUCAGGAGCAAAUUAGUAUUCAAAAAAAGAUUUUAAAUAUUUAAUUAAAUAAAUAUUCAAAUAAAUAUUUUGUUAAUCAUGGGCUCAAAACUUUGACCGAAGAAAAAAAUUUUUUUUAAAUCAAAGACUUUUUAUUAAAUGACUGCGGUAUAUACGAAUCAUUGAUUGUAGUGUAAUCAAGUAACCAUAAAUCUAAGGUGGGGAACUGGAAGUUGAGAAAAAUUGUGAGAAAUACGAUUUUUGGUUCACUUCAAUGUGUUAUUUUUUUGAAUAGAAUAAGUUUUUUUUUGUACAAAUUAAGGUGUUCCAAAAGCCUAGUUUUCAAAAAGUCAGUUCUGACGUAAUUUUAACCUCAGGAAACUCGAAAUUUGCAAAAAUUCUGCUUGAAUUCGUUCUUUAGUUGAUAUAUUCGAAUUUUUUCUAUUUUUCAUCAAAAAGCUCGUUCAAAAGUACCAUUUGGAGCUUCAGAAAAUGUUGCAAGACCGUAAAAAACCUAGAAAACGGCUCUUCGUCUCGAGACCUUUAUGGAAGUUAUCCUAUGCUCCUUUAGCCAUUUUUUUCAAAAAUUCUCAAAGUUCUCUUCCUUUUAAAAGAUUUUCUCGACUCAAAAGGUUACUAUGAAAGUAUUUCCAGGUCCCCGAUCGACGUGAGCAGCGUUUGGACGAAGCUGAUGACCGUGGCUUCCUCCUUUGGAAGAAUGGGAAUCGAUUUCCGGCCUUUGAUCUUGUCGAGUAUCACCAAAAUGGUCGAGGAUCGCUUCCGGCACACGAUUCGUGACGCGACUACCAAGUUGGAAUUUUUUAUGCUUCUGAAAUUCCGGGUUUUCCCCACAAAAAUUAGCUGAAAUCCGCGUUUUUUGAUCAUUUUUUGGGUCCAAGAGUCAAUGAUUUAUGAUUAAAAGAAAAUUGAGGUUUUUCUGAAUUUUAGAUUGAAGCUCCUAGGUGAAGUCUGACUAUAUAAAAAUAUUUUUUUAAAAGAUUUUUUUAAAUUCAAAAGUUUAAAAAGUGCCGCGAAUUACUGAUUUUAACGGUUCCGGUCAGAAAAAUGAGAAAAAGUUCAGGUUUUUUGAGUACUUUUUUUUUCAUAAUCGAGAAUAAUUUGAAUCUCAAAAACAAUGACGUCACUCUUUGAAGAGCUCACUCUCUGACUGGCUUAUCGCGAAAUUGUGGGCGGAGCUUGAGGGUUACUUAACAUAAAAAAUGGAACGCCCUAGUAGUCAUAUUAUGAGAACUUGAACUGUUUAAAAAUAGAUAUGAUUCUUUCAGAAAAACCUGUUUUUUGUCUAGCUCUCCUAUGUUGGAUUGAAUAAUCGAGAUUUUAAAGUCUUUAAGCUGUCAGGAUCCAGAAGGAAGUCUCAUUUUUGACUCCUUAAUAUAAUCAUCUUUCCCAAGAAAACCCUUCCAGGCUCACCACGGAAGCCAAGACGCUGGUGAUGAUCAACCUGGACGUCUCCUCGUUGCCGACCUUCGACGUGGCUCCAGAUGCGCCACCCGUUCCAGCUCCCGAGCUCUCCUUGUGGGAUGACGUCACCGUCUUCGCCAACAACGUUGUCGAAGCCUUGAACUCGAUUCGAUUCGUCCUGUCGCCUAUUUUGGUUCGUCGGACUGCAAGGACUGGGGCGGUUUUUCCAUUUUUUAAGAGUACGGUAUGUAAGAGUCCGCAAUCUAAGUUACGUGUGUUUGCAGAUUUUUUUCAUGCUCUGCAGUGCUUUUAUGUUACCUUAGAGGCUCUGGGAAAGUGACCACUUAAGAGGUUUCUCAAGGACCACUUGGAGAGGACACUGAAGUGGCCACUAAAACCAAUUCUAUCGUCCUAGUGGCCACUUUAGUAGUGUUUGAGAUCUCAUAGUUCCACUCAGACUUCCAAAGAGCGCACUAAAUUCUGGCCACUGAAAUGGUCAUUAAUUGGACUACUAUAGUGGCUACUCAAACGUCGGAACCCUAAAGUGACCACUAAUAACUUUCACCGUUUUUCAUUGGAAAGUGAUCAGUUAAAAAAGAAAAAAAGAGAUUGGGAAAUUACGAUCAACUCAGAGAGUGCAAACACACGAAAACACUUUGCAUACCGUACUCCUAGAAAUAAAAAAACAUCGCUCUUACCCUAGCAUCCACUCCAAAAAUCACUCAUUUCAGUGAUUUUUCAGCUCGAAACGAUCGUGGCGACGUUGAGAGACUCGCUUCGGACGAUUCUGAGUUGGCUCGCGACGUCGCAUCCGACAUCGCCCAACUUCCAAAGGGCCAUCCGGAUCGUCUGCAUCUGUCUGAUGCCGUUUUUGGAAAAAUGCAUCAUUUAUUUCUUCCCCCAGACUUGUAUUUCCAAAUAUUUUGGUUCCAGCAUCACUCCACAACAAUAUGUGAGAAUAAUUCGAAGAUGAUCCCAAGAAAAUUGGAUUUUUCAGAAUCAUUUCGUGGAGAUUGAUCCUAAAUCUAUCGCCGCUUCUAGUGAUUCCAGUGAGAAGAUUGAGGUAAACGAAAAAAUGAGGCAAAAAACUGAAUUUUUUCAGGAAGUCCUCUUGCCGAUGCUGCAGAAGAAAAAGCUGGCCGAUAUCGAUCUGGACGCGGUUUUGAGGAAGAAGGGGCCAGAAGCUGAGAAAAGUCGUCAGAAUGAACUUGGAGACGUGCAGGCUUCAGAAGCAGUUUUGGAGCAAGGAGGCCAGAAUCAUGAAGAGCAGAAGCUCGAAGAGAAGGACCCAGAAGACGUCAAGGCUUCAGAAGUAGCUUUGGAGGAAGAGAAGACGUCGGAACGCCAGAAGCAGGCUCAUAAAGAGAAGGAACCAGAAGACGUUCUGGAACAAGAGAAGACGUCAGAAAAAGCUCCAGAAGAGAUUCCGACUAAAAAGAAGACGUCAGAAGGCCAGAAACUCCCUGAGAUCCCUCUGGAACAGCUGGACCAAUUUCAAGGACACCCUGAAGUCCCGAAGAACCUGACGACGACUUCUCAGAAUCACCCUGGACCCUCUUCCCAAGCCGAACUCGUUGACAUCCCCCUCAACCAUUCCGAAGUCGAAGUUCAACGCCAACAAGAAGAACCCGAAGAUUCCGGCUGGGACGACGCCGCUCCAGAAGGCGAAUGGGGCUGGGAGGCGCCUUCGAAAAAGUCCGGAAAAGAUGAUUAG
Caenorhabditis auriculariae is the source of this 3403-nucleotide messenger RNA. Lineage: Eukaryota; Metazoa; Nematoda; Chromadorea; Rhabditida; Rhabditidae. The record is from the annotation of a GenBank genome assembly.